Molecule: messenger RNA, 3705 nt
Organism: Peronospora belbahrii
Lineage: Eukaryota; Oomycota; Peronosporomycetes; Peronosporales; Peronosporaceae
Source: the annotation of a GenBank genome assembly
AUGAGCUUUAGUGGAGGUGGCGGUGGCUACAGUGACCAACGUGGCUACGGCUCACGUAAUAGUGAUCAUAGUCGUGGCUAUGACGACCCUAAUAAUCGUUCGGGCAACCGCAUUAGUGGACACGCAGCUGGAGGUUACGGGGAGCAACGAGGAGGUUACGAUCAACGAGGGGGUUACGAAUCUCGUAGCGGUGGUGACAACAGCAGAUCGUCCUCUGGUUACGAUGCUUACAGUCGAGGCGGUGGUGCAGGAGGAGGUUAUGUUGCUUCAAGCUCCGGAUCAAGGGAGUACGAAAGCAGUCGUGGGGAUUAUAGCCAUAGCAGUGGGGGGUACGGUACGGGAGGCUACGAUGAUCGUAGCAGCCGAGCAGGAGCGGCUUAUGGCAGUAGUGGCUACAGAACAUCCGGUUACGAUGACCGAGCAGGUUACGGGGGCACUACUUCACAUGGAUCGUAUGGAGCAAGCUUUUCAAGUUACGAUAACCGAGGAGGUUACGGUGCGUCGUCCUCUGGAGGCUACGAACAGAGUCGAGGAGGUUACGGUGCGUCGUCCUCUGGAGGCUACGAACAGAGUCGAGGAGGUUACAGCGACCGCAGUGCAUAUGAAGGUGCGAGUAGUCAUGGAAGUGGAGCGUAUAACAGUCGCUCCCGUGGAUAUACUGCCAGCAGCAGCAACGAUGACCGCUCACGUGGUAGCACUCGAGAUGAUCGUGGGUACGGAGGAGGAGGAGCAGGUGGUGGUCAUGGGUAUAGAGGACGUGAUGAUCGUGGCUAUGGCGGCAGUAGUGGCGGUGGACGAGAUGAUCGUGGCUAUGGCGGAGGUGGGGACCGUGGAGGCGACCGCGGGUAUGGACGUCCUGACGAUCGUGGAACGAGUGACCGCCGCGGUGGUGGUGACCGUGGGUAUGGCGGAGGUGGCCGCGGCGGUGGCCAUUUUGGUGGCGGAGGAGGCCGCGGUGGUGGCCGCGGAGAGUGUGGCCCUGGUGUUGGUACGGUGACUGGUUCCGGAUAUGAAGCUAUUGGUGAUCCUUUGGCUGAUCCUCGUCUUCUGGACGAGUGGAGUGGUCGCGCAGGGGUGCGUGAGGUGAGCGCUGAAGACCCAGACCUUCAGCAAGAAUUUUUGAUUUGUCGUCGCCCGGGUCUGGCAACGAAUGGCAAGUCGAUGCAGCUGCAGGUAAACUACUUUAGUGUGUCGUUGAACUCGACUCCAGAUGAGAUAUUCAAAUACCACGUGGACGUUGAGCGCUCCCCUGACCUUGCGGCGGACUCGAAGUAUGGCCCGUCAGGCGACGCUUCCGGAGACCAAAAAGACGAGAGUAUGGGUGACGAGUUAAAAAACGAGAAGAAAGACAAAAAAAAAAGGCAAUACGAAGCUGAAUUUGGAGGAAUUCGUGUCGUUCAUGACGGAAUGUCUGCCAUGUACGCGCCGGCUAUGCUAUCGUGGGAAGCACAUUGCAAGACAUUUGUUGACGUUAAUCCGGAUGGUGUUAGUCCUACACCGCCACCUGCACCUGCUGAUGGUGAAGCUCCUCGUCGUCCAUUAAAAGGCCCGCGCACGUUUGUGGUUAAGAUUAAGCUUGCUGAAACAAUUUCGACGAGCUCGUUGACUGAUUAUUACUCCAACCCAGAUGUAAAUGUGAUGCCAGUUCUGCAAGCUUUGGAUGUGGCUGCGCGCCAUUUAGGCGCCCAACGCUUGAUUGCCGUCGGUCGCAACUUUUUUUCGAUGAAGAAAACGGUUCCACUGAAAGGUGGCAAAGAGCUGUGCUGGGGCUAUCAUCAGGCCAUCCGUGUUGCUGAUCGCAAAUUGCUUAUGAAUGUGGAUCAAGCUGCCACAGUGUUUUAUGCUCCUAAAGAGCUCAUGGAACUUGUGCUUCCUGUCUUGAAUGCUCGCUCAGCUAACGACGUCCGAGCCUUAUCAGAACGUGAUGGAAAAAACCUGGCGCGUGUUUUGCGAAAGAUUGAAGUAGUGCCUACCCACCGCAAGGAUCGGAAGCGCGCGAUUUUUGGCAUUAGUGCUCUUCCGGCUAACCAGACUAUCGUAAACAUCAAGGGCGAAUCGAUGUCUAUUGCUGACUAUUUCAACAAGCGGUACAACGUGAAUCUGAGGUAUCCGAAUCUACCGCUGGUGAACGUUGGCAGUAAACGACCAGGCAAGGAGAAUUGGUUGCCAAUGGAGUUAUGUGAGGUUGCACCGGGGCAGCGCUGCUCGAAUAUUAACGAUCUGGAUACUGCAGAAAUUAUCCGACAGACCAGUCAGCCUCCGCGUGCUCGUCAGCAAACGAUUAUGGACCAAGUGCGUCAUGCCGGUUUCGAAAACGAUCCAUACCUGGCUGCUUUUGGCAUUAAGGUGGAGCAGCGUCUUGAAACGACAGAAGCUCGUGUCAUGGAUCCACCUGACGUGCAGUAUGCGAAUGUAUCCGAACGUCCAUCUGGAGGACAAUGGAAUUUAAGAGAUAAGCGCUUUGUGGAGGGCGCUACGCUGCGAAAUUGGGGAGUUGUUGUCUCUGCUAACGUUGGAGAGCGUGAAGUCCAGGGUUUCGUCCGCAGCAUGGUGGAUAUGGCAAGCAAGUGUGGAUUGACGAUCGAAGAUAGUAGCCCAUGUAUGGUUCAUAUGAACCAGCAGCGUGGUGCACAAGUUGAGGAACUUAUGAAGAUAUGUUUCCAAGAGAUGAAGGCACGCAACAAGGGCCCUCCGCAGCUCAUUAUGGUGAUAAAGCAGGACAAAAGCGUUGGAUCCUACGGUGACAUUAAGCGUAUGUCUGACACAGUUUUGGGUAUUCCCAGUCAGUGCAUCGUGUCCCAGAACGUUCGCAGUGCGAAACCGCAGUACUGUGCUAACGUCUGCUUGAAGAUCAACAUGAAGCUUAGUGGAAAGAAUUCGAUGCUGCGCGAGCCAUUACCCCUAGUGAGUACCGCUCCAACGAUCAUUAUCGGCGCCGAUGUCGAGCACCCUCGCUCUGGCAUGGGCUCGCGACCGUCCAUUGCUUCUGUUGUUGCUUCUUUGGAUCGUUUCUCAGCGAAGUAUGUUGCUCGUGUAGCAGCGCAGAAGGCUUCUGGCGAUAUUCAGCUUCUACCGCAUAUGUUGCGCGACCUCUUUUUGGCCUACUACAAAAGUACUAGUCGAAAACCUGAGCACGUCAUCUAUUACCGCGACGGUGUCAGUGAGGGUCAGUACUAUGACAUAUUGCAGAUGGAAAUGCGCGCGCUUCGGAAGGCGUUUAAGAUGAUUUCUGAAGACUACAACCCUCCAGUUACGUUCAUCAUUGUGAACAAACGCCAUCAUAUGCGGUCUUUCCCCGUCAAUCAGCGCGAAGCUGAUCGGAAAGGCAAUGUAGUCCCCGGAACAGUGAUUGACACUGGAAUUGUGGAUUCACACCGCUUUGACUUUUUCUUGUACGGCCACAGCGGCAUUCAAGGCACGAGUGUUCCCUGUCAUUACACUGUUUUGCACGACGAGAACAAAAUGUCGGCAGAAGACGUGCAACGGUUGACGUACCAUCUUGGGUACACGUUUGCGCGUUGCACACGUUCCGUGUCUUUCGCCACACCCGCUUACUACGCACAUUUGGCUGCCGGCCGUGCACGCUUUUUCCUUAACGAAAAUUCCGAUGGCGUAUCCACUGUGGGUUCGUCUAACUCGAACUCGUCCAUCUUUGACUUUACGGAGCUGCACAACGACCUCAAGAACUGCAUGUUUUUCAUUUAG